Molecule: messenger RNA, 1944 nt
Organism: Trichoplusia ni (cabbage looper)
Lineage: Eukaryota; Metazoa; Arthropoda; Insecta; Lepidoptera; Noctuidae
Product: enoyl-[acyl-carrier-protein] reductase, mitochondrial
Exons: 3
Coding region: 1-1944 (647 amino acids)
Biological process (GO): fatty acid metabolic process
Cellular component (GO): mitochondrion
Molecular function (GO): trans-2-enoyl-CoA reductase (NADPH) activity
Source: RefSeq, a predicted model, not a curated record
AUGGGUCUUUUACCUUUCUCAAGAAGUACAUUUGCAGCCGUAAACCAUUGUAGAAAAGGCUGCAUCAAAUUAAACCAGCCGGUGCGGAAUUUAAUAUCAAAACAAUUGAUUUAUCGAGAAUUUGGUGAUCCUCUACAUGUCGUAAAGUUCAUGCAAAGCGAGGUACCACCUCUGGGAGACCAAGAUGUACUUGUCCGCAUGUUAGCGGCACCGAUCAACCCAGCUGAUAUAAACACUAUACAAGGUAAAUACCCGGUCAAAGUCCAACUUCCAUGUGUGCCUGGAAAUGAAGGUGUAGGAAUUGUCGAAGAGGUUGGUAAGAAUGUUUCAGGACUCUGUCAAGGAAAUAAAGUUAUCGUCACAAAACCUGUGCAAGGUACUUGGAGGGAUAUAGCAACAUUUAAAAAGGAUGCCUUGAUGGUGAUCCCUGAUGAUCUAGGUCUAGUAGAAGCUGCUACACUCACAGUUAAUCCAUGCACUGCUUAUAGAAUGCUUACAGAUUUUAAAACAGUCCGAGAUACGGACAAUGUUGUAAUACAGAAUGGUGCCAAUAGUGCAUGUGGCCAAAAUGUAAUACAACUAUGUAAAGCAUGGGGUAUUAAAAACAUCAACAUAGUCCGAAACAGACCUGAGAUAAAUGAAUUAAAGGACUAUUUACUCAACUUAGGUGCAACAUAUGUACUUACAGAAGAAGAAGUGAGAAAAACAACUAUAUUUAAGGAUAAGAAAAUUGACAAGCCUAUUCUUGCCUUAAACUGUGUUGGAGGGAAAAAUGCAUUAGAAAUGUCAAGACACUUGCAACACUCCGGCAAGAUGGUCACCUAUGGAGGCAUGUCAAGAGAUCCCGUGACAGUACCAACAUCAGCAUUUAUUUUCAAAAACUUGUCUUUCUUUGGUUUCUGGAUGACAGUAUGGAAUGAGAAAAGUGAUCCUGCUGAAAAGGAAAAAAUGAUGUGUGAAUUAAUUUCACUGAUCAGUGAACAGAAAUUAAAAGCCCCUGUACACAAGAUGAUCAAAUUUGAUAAGUAUGAAGAAGCUAUUGGCAAUACUUUGACCACUCAGGGUUUUAUUGGCUGUAAAUAUAUUCUUGACUUUAGAAAACAGCCCUCCCUUCCCCCUUUACCAAGUGUGCCUGGAGAUGAAGGUGUUGGAGAUGUUGUGGAAAUUGGCAGACACGUCAAUAGAGUUGAUCUUGGUGACAGAGUAGUACUAUCAUCCAGGUUGCUUGGCUCCUGGCGAUACUACGGUAUUUAUCAUGAAACUGAUGUUCACGUUGUUUCUCAUAAUCUUCCUCUUGCUGAAGCUUGUAUGCUAACAAUCGCUCCAUGUACAGCAUACAGGUUACUUAAAGAUUUUAGAUCUAUGAAGAAUGGCGAUACUGUAAUUCAAAACGCGGCCAAUAGUCCAUGUGGUCAAUGUAUAAUACAGCUCUGUAAGGCUAUGGGCAUUAAUACUUUUAACAUUGUUGCCAAUCAUUGUGGAUAUGAGGCUGUCAAGAAGUAUCUUUUAAAAAUGGGUGCUACUGCAGUAUAUACUUUAGAAGAAGCUGAGGAACUUUCGGGUCUCGAUACGUCUUUAACCAGACCGGUGUUGGCCUUAAAUUGUUUAGGAGGAAGAUACGAAGAUGUAAUGCUGAAACUGCUCGAAAAAAAAGGUGUUAUAGUAUAUUAUGGGUGCGCCCAAGAUUUGCCUAUGGUAAAACAAUUUUUACGUAACGACGCAGAGUUUUACAAAUUUAGUUUAAGUGAGUGGGAAGCCUGUGCGACCUGUGUUGAGAAAGACAUUAUGUACAAGGAAUUAAUACAGCAUAUGGUCAUUGGGAACCUAUACGCACCUGUUCAUCAAGCAGUAGAGCUAAAAGAUUAUGUUUUCGCUUUAAAAAAUACUGUAAACUGUGAAGCAUUUGCGACGCUUAAUUAUGUAUUUGAUUUUACACUACCUUAA